AUGGGUUCGAACAGUUGUUAUUCUAUAUUAAAGUAUUUAGUUGUUGUGAUAAAUCUUAUAUUUUGGAUUAUCGGUCUUGCUAUUGUGGCUCUUUGCAUAUGGCUUCUUACUGAUUCCUCAGCAUAUUUAAGAGUUACUCAAGAUGAACAAAACUUCCAAUCUGGUAUAUAUGUUUUUCUGGCAAUAGGUAUUCUUAUAUUACUCGUAGGAGUAUUGGGUUGCUGUGGAGCAUGUAACGAGUCUCAGUGUUUAUUAGUAUCUUUCUUUUGUAUACUCUUGGUCGUUGUGGCAGCAGAAAUUGCAGCUUUUGCUUGGGCGUACACGAAUCGAAACGAAUUGAAAAAUUUAGUCGAAGUCAGUUUUCAAAAAACCAUAGAAGAAGAAUAUGGGAUAAUUGAUAGUCGUACAGUUACAAUUGAUACCAUUCAAAAAGAACUUAAAUGUUGUGGGGCAAAGGGUCCCAUGGAUUGGGCUAACAGUCAAUACAACAACAAAAAAACACAAUUGGAUUUAUCUGUUUCUUCAGUAUUACAACACUUUGAAAUACCUGAAUCAUGUUGCAAAGGAGAUAAAGAUGACGUUUUGUGUAAAACUGGAAGAAUCGGAAAGGGAACAUUACCAAUAUCACCCAUUAUACAUGAAACGGGAUGUGUUUCUAAAGUAUAUGAUUAUAUCGAAGGUUAUUCUCCCAUCGUUAUCGGAAUCGUUGCUGGUAUUGCUAUAUUGGAAAUAUUAGGGCUUAUUCUUUCUUUGAUAUUAUGUUGUGCAGUUCGUUUUGUCGAUAGGUAUAAGGCUUAA
Messenger RNA from Pediculus humanus corporis (human body louse), 798 nucleotides. Its product is annotated as CD82 antigen, putative. The transcript is spliced from 5 exons. The record is from RefSeq and is a predicted model, not a curated record. The coding region runs from base 1 to 798 and encodes 265 amino acids. NCBI's taxonomy places the organism in Eukaryota, Metazoa, Arthropoda, Insecta, Psocodea, Pediculidae. Gene Ontology annotation, cellular component: membrane.